GAGGGUUCAGACUCGCGAGUUUAUCACUUCCUCUCGAGUUUAAGACCCGUCUCACAUCCUGGAUUUUUGUUUCUUUAACCCGUGUGCCCCGUGUUCGCUCAAUUAAACAUUUGUCGAAGCAGAAAAAACAAAAAGGCAAUUAAUUCUCCUCCCCGUUCUCGCGAUAUCGGUAACAAUCGCUCUACACAUUUAAACAAAAAAAUAUAUAUAAGUAAGCCGUCUAUACCAAAGAGAGAAAGUGUAGAGCAAAGAAAAAAAAGAAUCCAAGCCGGAAGAUUCAUCGUCGACGUCUUUGUCCACUCGGGCUCUGCACGUGUGAAAUAACUAUGAUGUAUCUAUCUCAGCUGUCGAAAGCACACGCGUUACUUACGUCUGCCAUCGAUGAAAUAAAGAAAAUAAAAGUGCAUGUGUGUGUUGUACACAAUGACAACGAGGUUGUAAAGACAAAGUGGGCGAGCAUCGCCUCGCGAUUCAUUGUUCAUUCCACGCGUCGAUUGUCAGUCUAAUGAAGAAACAAAAAAAAAAAAAGUAUAGAAAAGGAUUGGAAAUGCCGAUUGUCGCUGCGUUGCGCAAGUUUGUGUAUAUAUGCAUUAAUCCGGAGUAGGUAGGCUGUUACAAGACGAUCGCGAGGGAUCACUUUAAUUCUAUGGGUCUGCAUUUACAUGUACACAUACAUGUAUAUAUAUCAUGGCAACGAGGUGUGUGAGUGUGGGGUGUGUAUCAUUUAAUUGUGAGUCAUUGUUUAGGUUUGGCUAAUAUCUUUUCCUUUUCCUUCUUGCCCCCACCCCCUGACGAAUAAUGAAAAUAUAGCGUAACCGGAUGUAUCAGGGACAUAAGUUUUCUCUCCAAGGUUUUGUAAAAAAUGCCACCACUAAUGCUUGCAUCCGCGAGUUUAAAUGCCGUAUGAUAUCAAAAAAAUGUUCGCCACGCCUCCAAACAACCAAAAAGGGCAGCCAAACAUCAAAGCGUAUAGCUCAUCUCUUUUGUACAAAGUGCAACAGAGGUCCGCAUACGUCUCUGGAAAAAAAAAACACCGAUCCGUAGAUAGUACAGCUCAAAACAUAUACAUAAGUACAAUUAAAAAAAAAAAAAUAAAGUCAAGCGGUCUCGGUGAGGUGUAAGAGGAGUGUCCUCUCGUUGGCCCAAAAAUCGUGGAUCUGCCGAGUCAUGAUGCUAAUGCUACUAUUGUGCGUCAUCAUGAAGAUCGCGGAGGAGCUGACGGUGGACCGAGCCGCCGAUACGAGACCGAUGCCCUGCUGCGGCCAGGGGAGGCUCAGGAUGCGCCGGAAACGCCGGCACAAGAAGCGGGCCUGCGGUAAGACGACCUCGAUGAUGGAGGACCCGCAGACCCCGGGCUCGGACUGCAACUCGAAUCCGGCGAACGAGUCCCAGGACAACCUCAUUGGCUCGGAAUUCAUUCAAGACAACACCGAGUACCAAUGGUUCAUCGAUUACAGAGAUGGGGGGUUACACGUGCACCCGAGCGUACUGUCUUCGCUGUCGGCUUCCUACACGAAGGACGAUCUCGGGUACUACGACGAUCUGGCGCGCAAUCUCGACGCGAACGUUGCCGAGGUCGACAUGGAGAGCUUCAGGACAGCCGACAUACACACGUUGCUCAUGUGCACGGAUCCCACCCAGCAUUCGGAGUUUGAGUUUGAUUAUCCACGGGAAAGGUACGCGAGUAUAUCUGGCUCGGUGAUGGAGAAGCUCGACAUCAGUUCCUCCAUUAGUCCUCGGGUCAGUAGUCAGGGGGAGGACUCGGCCUGCUCGACGACGGACACGAUAUCCAUCUGCAAGUCGUCAUUGCUGUUCUCGCCAGUGAAGGAGAUGCCGGUACUACCACCCGGAGGGAGCUACAGCGUGGAUUCUCUCGAUUGCGAGGACAUGCUCAUCACCUGCCAGACCAACAACAAGAACAACUACACCAUCGCGUUCGAGGGUAGCAUCGCCAUGUACUCGGACGGAUCGCAGGAUUUCGAUAAUCAAGAAGGCAUUGGUCCGCUGUUCGCAGAUAACAAGCAAAGCAGUAAGGCCCACGUGGGUGACAAUCACCACCAAAACGCCUCCUACUGCGACAACAACAAGGCCCUCAACAACUACAAGAACAUGACCCUCGAUUUGUCGAUGGCUCGCUCGGACUCGAAGAUCUACACGACCUGGAGCAACCUAAAGCACUCGUCGAUCGGCAAAACGAUCUCGCGCCAUCCUUCCGGAAAUAACAACACAACGCCAAAUUUUCUCCAGAGCAACAUCAGCUGCACCGCGGGUCUCAGCGUCACCGGAGCUCCGAUUUGUGUGGACGACGUUGGAGCAUCUUUAGAUUUUCUCAAUAAUAAGUCCAGAUGCCAGAGCCUGCCAGACCUUAGCAAAGCUCGUGAACUCGAGCACGUCGAGAUGGUGCCGCUCAAUUUUUCCGUCGACUCGGGUGAGAUAUCCAGCAGCCGUAGCGGUCGGAUGCAGAGUUCAAGCGGCUCGAUAAACGAGGAGAGCUCCGACAGCGUCGGCAACACCUUGUCCUCCAACAACAAGAAGCUCCAGAACAUGAGCCUCGUCCGGCUGUUUAUGAAGCAAAAGAGCAUGAGCACCGAGGGCAUGAGCCUUACCCUCGACCAGACGGACUCUGGAAGCGAGACGGGCUGGCCUGCCAGCAGCCACAACAGCGACAGUGCCACCAACGCCACCCAGAUAUCCAGGCAACAGCAGCAGAGCAUCGGUCCAGUAACGGAUAACGAUUUGGCUAUCAAGUGGCUCAAACCCGAGAACUAUGGUGUCGACUCGAGGAAGAAGAGGUUCAACAAGGGAAGCAGCAAUUGCUCCACCUCGAUGGAGGACCUGCUGUCGGCGAGUGCGACGAGAUCGGUGUCUACGUCACCUGCCGAGCCAAGGAAUACGCAGGUCGACCGCAACACCACGACCAACGCGAGCAUACAGGUGGGGACCGAGGUAGAGGACAAUAGCGUGCAAACGUCGCUGAUCUAUCCAGCGCCCGGCGAGCGGAUAUUAGCCGGCCGGUCCCCGGUGCGCGAGACCCUCGUCAAUGAGAAGCCGGUGUACGUGGUCUACCCAAACUACGCGCUACCGGAUCUUUCGUUCCUCAACUCGUCGUACGAGAACGUGGCACUCAAGCCCCACAACAUCAGCAGUCAAAGUAGCAGUAGCACCAGCACCGGCAAGGGUCAGCACGUUAGACCGGCAGCUCCGCUCGGAGGCCGGCCAUACUCUUGCGGCGACAUCGACGCCCUUAGGCAGCGCGGAUUCUCGCACGUCAAGGACUGGGAGUCGCUGACCUUCCUCCUGCCAGCCGAGUACCGCAGAGUCGUCUUGCACGACCUUCCCGAGGUGCCGGAGCACGUGAAGCUGCUCGACGAGGAGAUGGUGCGCAAACCCCUCUUCUGUCUGUCACCGCCGGUGAAGCAUAGGCACCGACACAGGUACCAGCAACACCGUGACGUCGUCAUUAAUCAUCACCAUCAUCAGAACACCGCGACGGUCGUCUCCUCGAGCAGCAGCACUGCAACCCAGCCGUCCUCCGGCUACCGGGGAUCUUCUACCAUUCUGACCGACUCUUCGUCGAACCAGCAGAACUCGAGCAAUCCCCUCUACCUCUACCGCUAUGACAGCGUUUCCUCCGAGGCGUCGCUACUCGGCCAGGAGAAACUGGCAUCCCGGCAUUCCGGUGGUCGAGCUGCUCCAGUGCUCCCCAAGCGCUCGAUCUCCCUACCCCAGACCAACGAGUCGGCCAACGCUGCUUCGGCUCCUCCGCGUCCACCCUUACCGCGCAGUAUUUUGCGCAAAAAUAGAGCCGCUGCCGCUGCCGCUGCUGGCAAACGAUGCAGCAUGUUCGAGAUGGGCCAGCUGAACGAGGAGAGCGGAAGGACCAGUAGGGCCGGCCAGGAGAGCAAAAGGAUGUCCCUGCAGGAGCCCUACUACAUGAACAACGACAUGCAGGUGCUGAGACACGCGGCUGUCGUUGACUCGGAGAAGGACAUUGACGAAGCCGAGGAGAGACUGAGAUUUGAGAGGAUGAGGGUUUUGGAAGACGAGGGUCUGGUGAGUAGUGGCGAUGACAUGAGACAGCUCGAGGAGUUCCUGAAACGCAGCGGAUUCUCGUCUCACAGCAGCGAUGCCGACAGUGAUCAGGACGCUGACCUGAAGCUGAGAUCUUGCGUUAGGAGGUUCCUUGCCCUCAGGGUGAAUAAGGACAUAUCGAAAAUCAUCGAAGGGACUGAUUUGCAGAAAAAGACCGUUAGUUUUGCUGUCAACGGCAGUCAUCUGGACACUACAAAGCAAAACAUCGGUAUGGACGACAGUAAGGAGCAUCUGAACGUGAGCGAGUACGUUGAUUUAAAUCUGGAGCAACGGAACCUAGAUCUGGAGGAAAAGAAAAAACUCAUAUGGCCGGUGAGCAAAUCAGUGGACGCACUGAUGAACUUCUGGAACAGCGAGCCGGUGCGCAGCCGGCAGGGCUACAACGACAAGAGCGAGUGCUCCCAGCUCUGCUUGGGCCAACUCUGCCCGGCCCUUUACACCAUCAUGUCCGACGGACUCAAGCCACACCUCGGCUCGACCUUCGGACCCAUUGCCAACAGCGUCUGGCAAGUGGUCGAGGCGUCCUCCCAACAGGGACCACUUACAAAGACACUAAACGACCUAGUCCAGAAGAUCAACGGCGAGGACUUUAUCACCGAGGGCAUGCUCAAGUUCCAUGCCUUCGUCUUUGGAUUGCUCAAUUUGCGUGCACUCGACGCUUGGUUCGCGUAUCUGUGCACGCGCGAGUCCAUCCUGCGCAAGCACUACAACAAUAGCAGUCUACUCGUGGGGGCUUUGAGCUGUCCCAACAGCCGGAAUCUCGUCGAGGAUUUCCUCAACAUCCUCCAGCCUCUGGCCUUUUGCCCAUUCCAGCUGGACCUGCUCUACCAGUAUAGGCAGCUGCACAACAGCUUCGGCCAGGCCAACGCCAUCAGCCACCAUCAACCUCAUCACCUCGAGUCAGCACCCAUAACGACGACACCGACCAAGAGCAACAAGGCCCAGACCAGGCCAAUGUCCUGCGGUGGGUUGCUUUACUGUGACGCGAGAUCGCAGGAUCAGGACGAGGAAGUUAAGAGAAGAUGGAGCCAAGUUCCGCUUGGCGCUGCAGCCGCGGCCAAGUUCCACGUUUUUGAGAGGCUCGAGGAUUCAGACGAUUACACUGAUUCCCUCGAACAUUCGCCAUUGAACCGAGCUAGUCCCAGGAGAAACCCUCCCACCAAGCUGCAACAGCAGCAGCCAUCCAAAUUGGCAGAUGAAAAGUCGCGACGAGACAAGGCGAACGACGACGCGUCAGUCGCAGUGGUGUCUCCCGGUGAGAACAAGUUCCGCAAGCUCCAGGAAAAGUGGGAGCACUUUGGCCGUGACGACGUUAACACGACCGCCAUCAGUCCCACCAACACAACCACCACGACCAUUCCCAGCCCGAAAGAUCCUCACGCUCCCGCGUCCCCAUCUACACCCACGCGUUCCGCCAAGUCCAAAAUCCCGCGUCUCCUCCUCACAUCGCCCACCAAGACGCCCUCCAAUCUCCCCGUUCCCGUCAAGUCCGCCAAGUCCCCUUCGGGCAUCCCAUCCCUGAAAAAACCCGGAGUCCCCAAGAUGUCCCCAGCCGCGAAAAAGUCACCGGAACCGAGGAACAACUGCAAAGACUCCCCAAGGCGAACGAGCAGACUGGACCAGGAGAACACGGGCACGCCUAGGCCACACCUAACCAGGCCCAGCUCGCUGCCGUACAAAACGUAUGGCUCGAGCGCCAAGGAGAAGAGCACCGUAUCGCCGCACAGGCGAGCCGCGUCCACCUCCCUCCCGAGGCCCCACUCCAUCGCCGGACCGCCCAGGAACCUACCCCUAAAGCAAACUCCAAAGAGCGUGAGAACGCUGACGAGCAAACCGCAAUCGGUGGACGGCCACCUGUCGUUCAACGAAGGUGACAAGCUCAAGGUGAUCCUCGAGGUGGACGGCAAGUGGUUGCUGUGCGCGCGGGGCGAGCGCAAGGGUUUGGUGCCGCGCAGUUGCGUCAAGCCGUGCCCGACUUAGCAGCCCAAUGGCGCCGCUGGUGUUACUACUCUAGUCCACUCUGAUGCCGGAUCGUCGUCGGCGACUUGUUGUACAUAAUACCUACUUAUAUAUCUUAUACUUAUGAUGGAAAUUGCGAGGAUCGCGCGGGCGGGUGCGAUUUACGAUGAGCUCCUCUGAUGAUGUUGUGUAUGGUAUCGAGGAGCCCUCCGAUCGCUCGUCUAUACUGUAUUUUAAUCGAAAGAGGGGACGGAACUGAGAGCGCGCCCGUGACAAACUAUACAAUAAUAUUCUAAUGCUAUUAUUGCACUUGAAAUGUUGUUAUUAUUAUUAUUAUAAUAUUAUACAUAAAAUAUUAUGUAGACGAUGAUUAGAAAAACAAACAAGAUUUAGUGAUUGGAUGAUUAUGACGUGUUGAUCAUAUGAAAUUAAAUGAUGAUGAUGCUUCGUUUAUACGUAUAUUGACGAAAAUAUAUACAUAGUUUUGUGAGUGAGAGCAAGGGAACAACACGACGUAUAUAUGCAUACAUGUUUUUUAUUAUGGUUAUAGCUGAACUGAUGAUUUUUCGACGGUAGAUUAUUAUUACUACUACAAAUAUUAUUAUUAUUAUGAUUAUUGCCGAUCGAGAGUAAUAUAUGAUAAAUUAUCGUAUUAUUAUCAUAAAGAUUAUUAUAAUUAAUAUUGUAUCGAUCGAGAAUCAAAAUGGGCACAUAUAUGUAAGCGAGGGAACGAUAAAAGGAGUAUAGCCGCUAGUCAAGAAAAAAAAAAAUAAAUUAACAAAACCCUUAUUUGAAGAGAGAAUAAUAAAAACCAGAAUGUAUUUAAUUGAUUCCGAGCAUGCAAUUAUUUAUAUAACCGUAAUGUACAUAAUAUACAGCAAGAGUCAUACACGUAACUUGGGAGAUGAGAGUAAAAAUGAACGAUAUAGAGAUUAACGAUUAGUAAGAAUAAUAUAGAAGAUAAAACAAGAAAACACGAGUAAUAACUUAUAUAAUAUAUAUAUAUUAUAUACUAUGUAUAAAUGUAACUGUGAUGAUAGCUUUUAGACGAAUAAGUUUUCCGACAGAAGUCUUGGAAAGAAGAAUAUUAUUCUACGUAAUCUCUGAACAUACUUAUUGUUUAAAAAAAGAAGAAAGAAAAAUCUCGUACUCUUUUCCCAAUUUUUCGUUGUACAUACGUAGUAAGUAUAUAAUGUUGCGUAUUUUCAAUGGAGUAUUUUAUUUCCCAGUAACCGUCUCGAGAACUUGACAUUAGACGUACGCGAUUAUGGUCGUUUUUUUGUUAUUGCUUUUUAAUGUUAAUUAUUAUUAUUUGGCACAUAUCAGCAAUUCAAAAGCUGUGCUGUAAUUUUUUUCUCAAUUAUUGUCGGGUAUUAUUUUUAUUUCCAUCGUAAUACUGUAAUCUUAAUAAUAAAAAAAGAAAACCAACAAAAAAAAGAAGAAAAAUAAAAUUCAUAAUGAAAAAAAUAGCUUCGGCGCCAUUGUAACACCUAAAAUCAGUACAGGCGUCCUGUGUUUUUUACUCGCUUUGUGUAUUCCUCGGCAUGUGACGAAAGUAGGGAGUAUUACUAAACUAAUAAAAUUUAUCUCAAGCAUUAA
Copidosoma floridanum is the source of this 7650-nucleotide messenger RNA. RefSeq lists its product as uncharacterized. Gene Ontology annotation, molecular function: protein binding. Gene Ontology annotation, cellular component: cytoplasmic vesicle. NCBI's taxonomy places the organism in Eukaryota, Metazoa, Arthropoda, Insecta, Hymenoptera, Encyrtidae. The record is from RefSeq and is a predicted model, not a curated record.